Messenger RNA from Gryllus bimaculatus (two-spotted cricket), 1717 nucleotides. The record is from the annotation of a GenBank genome assembly. NCBI's taxonomy places the organism in Eukaryota, Metazoa, Arthropoda, Insecta, Orthoptera, Gryllidae.
GAAGGAGAAGGAGAAGGAGGAAGGAGGAAGGAGGAAGGAGGAAGGAGGAGGGAGGAAGAGGAAGGAGGAAGGGGAAGAGGAGGAGAGGAGGUAAAGAGGAAGGAAGAGAAGGAGAGAGAAGAGAAGAAGAGAACCGAAGGAAGAGAAGGAGAAGAAGAAGGAAGAAGGAAAGAAGGAAAAGAGGAAGAAGGAGAAGGAAGAAGGAAGAAGGAAGAAGGAGAAGGAAGAAGGAAAGGAAGAGGAGAAGAAGAAGAAGAAGGAGAAGGAAGAAGAAGAAGGAAGAAGGAAGAAGAGAAGAAUAGGAAAAGGAAGAAGGAAGGAAGAAGAAAGAAGGAAGAAGAGAGGAAUAAUCAAGAAAGAAGAAGGAAGAAGAAAAGAAAAAAAUUGAUAGAGAGCCUAAAGGUUACUUUAAAGAACUGGCAAGCCACGACCAGACUGGAGAGAUACAAUUCAGUGUUUGCAGCUCUAAGAACCCCCUUUAUAGAUUCUCUAGUGCUAGCGUAUCCGAACAAAACAACAGUAAUGAAUUACUAUCUUGCAUCUUCAACAGUUAUGGACAGUUCUAGAAGAAUAUGCAAAGAGUCAAAAAAUUUUGUGUAUGUGAUUUGGAAACUGAUGUAUUUGUGGCACUCCAUAGUUGGGCCAAUAAAAUACUGUCCUCGAGCUGCCAUGAAUGACGUAUUUGGUUAUGGCAGUAGGAACACCCAGGGAAGAAGUUUUCGUUUAGAUGGCGGCACUGAAGAUUUCAAGUUUCAUGUGAAAUGCGAGGAGUUCUUUCUAGCAAGAGGUUAUCUUUUAGUGUGCUUUGGGAUUAACGCCUGAUAAUAAUGAAUGUCCAUAAGGGGGGUGGAAACAAAGUAUGUUAUUAGAGCAGAUGAUGCCAUUCUGACUAUUCUGUGUACUGACAAUUGAAAUAGUUUGCAUUGAAUGCAUAUUGUAUUUUUUAGCAUUGGUUAGCACAGAGAAGGUAUUAGGGGCAUCAAUUUGCACUUAAAUAAAAUUUUGUUAUUUUAUGUGAGGACCUAAAAUUUCAGUAUUCCGUUCAAAAUAGAAAAAAUAUAUAAUGUACCCCAUUAAAGAGGGGAAGAAAAAGGGGCAUGACCAAAAUAUUUUUUCGUUUAUAAUUUAUUAUUUUAAAUCUAAAAAAAUGCAAUUAUUAUGGCAAACUUUUUACUUAUCUUGUUAUCCAUAAACGUCUUUCCAUUGUAUUUUUGAGAGAGAUUGGUUUUUAUGUAUUAUGCGCCUUCAUGUAGUUACUUGCUUUAUUUCAUUGCAAGAUAAUUUAUGUUAAAUGAUAGCCAAUGGGAUGGCUGAUUUUCAAAAUCUACUGUUUCUGUUGCAUAGUUUGAAAGUUUAUCUAAAUUAUUUUAAUUGUGUAUUUUAUAUAUACAAUUUGUAUUUACACUAUAUGAGGUCCUGUUCAUAUUGAACAGCGACACAAUACACCAGUAUUUGAACUUUAGUAAUAGAAAAUGUCAUUUGAUAUGAUAGCAAAAGUUGAAUAUUUGCAGCAUAGUAGUAAGGCAUAGUGUGUGUUAAGUAUACCAGCAUAUUAACAUUAAUUGAUGUAAAUGUGAAAUAUCUGAUAAUUGGUUUUAAAUGCAUGUUUAUCAAUGCUUAAUUCGUAGGUGAUAAAUUGAAAUAAUGCAAAGUUAGUUUCAAAUGUGUAACUUUUGUGUAGCAACACUUUGAAUAAAAUUUAUGUGAUAAAAUGGAA